Cucurbita moschata (crookneck pumpkin) is the source of this 3731-nucleotide messenger RNA. RefSeq names its product cellulose synthase-like protein D1. Bases 94 to 3231 code for a protein of 1045 amino acids. Gene Ontology annotation, cellular component: trans-Golgi network; plasma membrane. NCBI's taxonomy places the organism in Eukaryota, Viridiplantae, Streptophyta, Magnoliopsida, Cucurbitales, Cucurbitaceae. The transcript has 6 exons. The record is from RefSeq and is a predicted model, not a curated record. Gene Ontology annotation, molecular function: mannan synthase activity; cellulose synthase (UDP-forming) activity. Gene Ontology annotation, biological process: cellulose biosynthetic process; plant-type primary cell wall biogenesis.
UUGGAAUCUGUUGCAUUGAAAUUUGACGCGAUGAAGCGUUUCUGAUUGAAUUAUAACCAGAAAAACAGGAACAGAUAGAAUCGAUAUAUAUAAAUGGCGACUUUGAGCCCGAGGAAGACGCUUACGAAUUCACCGUCUUCUUCAGGACGACCACCACAGGCGGUGAAGGUUUCUCGCCGGACGUCAAGUGGACGAUUCGUAAGUCUAUCUCGCGACGACGAUUUAGACAUGUCAGGCGACUAUUCCGGUCAGACUGAUUACAUAAACUACACUGUAUUAAUGCCUCCGACGCCUGAUAAUCAGCCAGGCGGAGGAACGGGUACAGAUUCCAAAUCGGACGGUACUGCUACGACUCGAUUCGGAUCUGAGGCUCGAGGAUUGAUUAGGCGAGUCGGAGAUUCGGAUCCGAACGGUGGAGGCGGCGAUGGUGAUGCCGCGAAGGAUAGGAGAAUGUCGGUGAUGAAAUCGUCGAACAAUAAAUCGAUGCUGUUGCGAAGCCAAACGUCUGAUUUCGAUCACAACCGCUGGUUGUUCGAAACAAAAGGAAGAUACGGAAUCGGAAAUGCGUACUGGCAGGAUGGAGAACAGGAUCAAGGCUAUGUUUCGGAAGGGAUGAGCAUGGCGGAUUUCAUGGACAAUCCAUGGAGGCCGCUCACGAGGAAAGUUAAAGUCCCGCCAGCUAUUCUGAGCCCCUACAGGCUCUUGGUGUUCAUUCGAAUGGUAGUAUUGGCAUUCUUUCUUGCAUGGCGAAUCCGAAACCCAAACCCUGACGCAGUGUGGCUAUGGGGAAUGUCUAUUGUUUGUGAGGUGUGGUUUGCUUUCUCAUGGCUUUUGGAUAUUCUUCCAAAGCUCAACCCUAUAAACCGAGCCACCGACCUCGCUGCGCUUCGAGAAAAGUUCGAUAAGCCGACUCCGACCAACCCGUCUGGGCGGUCCGACCUUCCCGGAGUCGACGUGUUUGUGUCCACUGCCGACCCAGAGAAGGAACCGCCACUCGUCACGGCUAACACUAUUCUCUCAAUCUUGGCCGUUGAUUACCCUGUGGAAAAGCUGUCGUGCUACAUUUCGGACGAUGGUGGCGCCAUACUUUCGUUUGAAGCCAUGGCGGAGGCUGUUAGGUUUGCGGAGGUAUGGGUACCGUUUUGCCGAAAGCACAACAUAGAACCCAGAAAUCCAGACAGUUACUUCAACAUAAAAACGGAUCCAACCAAGAACAAGAAGCGGCGGGAUUUUGUGAAGGACCGCCGGUGGAUAAAGAGAGAGUACGACGAGUUUAAGGUCAGAAUCAACGGGCUACCGGAAGGCAUUAAAAAGAGGAGUGAUAUGUACAACUCCAGGGAGGAGGCCAAGGAGAAAAAACUGGCUCGAGAUAAGAACGGCGGUGAGACACCGGCCGAGCCAGUCAAGGUCACCAAGGCCACCUGGAUGGCCGACGGCACCCACUGGCCUGGAACUUGGCUUAAUGCAACCGCCGACCACUCCAAGGGCGACCACGCUGGCAUUUUGCAGGUAAUGACAAAGGUACCAGAAAACGACCCAGUUAUGGGGGGUCCAGAUGAGAACAAAUUGGACUUCACAGGAAUUGACAUAAGAAUUCCAAUGUUUGCAUACGUGUCACGUGAGAAACGGCCUGGUUAUGACCACAACAAGAAGGCUGGAGCCAUGAAUGCCAUGGUUCGAGCCUCGGCAGUGCUAUCAAAUGGGCCUUUUAUUCUCAAUUUGGAUUGUGACCAUUAUUUCUACAACUGUCAAGCUAUAAGAGAGGGAAUGUGCUUCAUGAUGGAUCGAGGUGGCGACAGGAUUUGUUACAUUCAAUUCCCUCAGAGAUUUGAAGGCAUCGAUCCCUCUGAUCGUUAUGCCAACCACAACACUGUCUUCUUUGAUGGAAAUAUGAGGGCAUUGGAUGGUCUUCAAGGCCCAGUGUAUGUGGGAACUGGUUGCAUGUUCAGGCGAUAUGCACUGUAUGGCUUCAACCCACCGAGAGCAAACGAAUACACAGGCAUGUUUGGGCAAGUCAAAUCCGCAGCCAGAACUAAUUAUCAACCUCAGUCUGAGGAAGAUGAUUCUGACUCUCACCCUUUGACGGAUCACCCUGACUUGGACCUCCCUAAGAAGUUUGGAAGCUCUACCAUAUUUACAGACUCCAUCCCUGUAGCCGAGUUCCAAGGCCGCCCCCUCGCCGAUCACGUCUCUGUCAAGAACGGUCGACCCCCCGGUACCCUGCUCAUGCCUCGUCCACCUCUUGAUGCCCAAACUGUAGCUGAAGCAGUUGCUGUUAUCUCAUGUUGGUACGAGGACAAGACCGAAUGGGGCGAAAGAAUUGGGUGGAUUUACGGGUCAGUGACAGAGGAUGUGGUGACUGGUUACCGAAUGCACAAUCGAGGGUGGCGGUCAGUUUAUUGUAUCACCAAGCGCGAUGCCUUUCGGGGCACUGCACCAAUCAACCUCACAGAUCGUCUUCACCAAGUGCUUCGAUGGGCUACCGGCUCAGUCGAAAUCUUCUUCUCUAAAAACAAUGCUUUUCUAGGAAGCAAACGCCUCAAAUUCCUUCAACGUGUAGCCUAUCUAAACGUUGGCAUUUACCCAUUCACUUCCCUUUUCUUGGUCGUGUACUGCUUUCUCCCAGCACUUUCCCUCUUCUCAGGACACUUCAUAGUACAAGGCUUAAACGUUGCAUUUCUCAGCUAUCUUCUCAUCAUCACUGUUUGCCUUUGCCUUCUAUCCCUCCUUGAAGUAAAAUGGUCAGGCAUUGCCUUAGAAGAAUGGUGGAGAAAUGAACAAUUUUGGGUCAUUGGUGGAACCAGUGCCCAUCUUGCUGCAGUUAUUCAGGGACUUCUUAAAGUCGUAGCUGGGAUCGAAAUCUCCUUCACUCUUACGUCGAAAUCAGCCGGAGACGACGAAGACGACAUUUACGCCGAUCUUUACCUCGUCAAAUGGACGAGUCUCUUUAUAAUGCCGCUUACAAUUAUAAUUGUCAACAUCAUUGCAGUUGUAAUUGGCUUCUCAAGGACUGUUUACAGUGUGAUUCCUCAAUGGAGCAAGCUGUUUGGUGGUCUGUUCUUUAGCUUUUGGGUGCUGGCUCAUAUGUACCCAUUUGCCAAAGGGUUGAUGGGCAGAAGAGGAAGGCUCCCAACCAUUGUGUAUGUCUGGUCAGGGCUGCUUUCAAUCACUGUUUCUUUGCUAUGGAUUUCUGUCAGUCCACCUGACAGUGCUUCUGAUGGAAGCAAUUAGGUAUGAUCUUCUUUCAUUCAAUUUUAAUCAAUCGGGAUGUCAAGAAGCUCAUAACCAUGGUUCGCCCCUUCUAAUUUAUGAGGGUUUUUCCAGACCCAGGGGAUUGAAUCAAAUCAUAGUACAAAAAGCUAUUAGGAUUGUGUUCAUUUGAUUUGUUUGUGUGUUUGUUUGUUUCUCCUUUCAAUAUUCUUCCCACAUUCUUCCCACAUUCUUCUAGUAUUAUCCAGUAAUACUACAAGACAAGUGAUGAUCUAUGUUCGUGACAAAGGUACAAUUGUAUUAUGUACAUUAGUGUACUGGUUUAGCUGGAGCUUUUGUAUUCAUAGAUGUUUUGAUCUAUGAUGUAAAUUUUUUCGAAGAUACGUUUUAGAUCCAGACAUGAAAAAUUAUUACUCGAAUGUGCUCGAGGGAACAAAUACUAGAGUCUUCUCUUAUCAACUUUAGGUUUGUACUCAUGUUUUGUAAUAUUCUAAAGGAUGUGUAUCAUUUUUUUGUCCGAA